Messenger RNA from Python bivittatus (Burmese python), 5414 nucleotides. RefSeq names its product complement C3-like. Gene Ontology annotation, molecular function: protein binding; endopeptidase inhibitor activity. The record is from RefSeq and is a predicted model, not a curated record. Lineage: Eukaryota; Metazoa; Chordata; Lepidosauria; Squamata; Pythonidae. Gene Ontology annotation, cellular component: extracellular region.
CCCUCCAGGUCAUCAUGGAGGGGACUGCUCUCUAUUUAAUAGCUGCUCUGAUGUUCUGCUUCCCAGCUACAUCCUACAGCCAGCUGUACUCCCUCAUCUUGCCUAACGUUCUGUGGACCGACUGUGAAGAAAAGAUCGUACUGGAAGCUCAUGGGCUCAACAUCCCAGUAAAUGUCAUAAUCACUGUUUUCAACUUCCCAGAGAAGUCUCUUGAACUAUACAAAACCAGGGUUAUUUUGGAUCCCGCAAACGGCAUGAUGGCUACUGCUGUCAUCAAGAUUGCUGCUUCACAGAUGAACCGAGAAUCAAAGCAAAACCAGUAUGUGCUUGUAGAAGCCAGAUGUACUCAGUUCAUACUGCAUAAAGUUGUUCUAACUGCCUUGCACAGUGGCUACAUCUUCAUCAAGACAGACAAAGACAUCUACAGGCCUGGCUCUUUCGUGCAUACACAUAUAUUUUCUUCGGAUCAUAACCUGAUGUCACUGGAUAAAGUUGUAGCUGUCCGACUUCAGGCACCUGAAGGGAUUGUUAUCCACCAGAAAAGAGUGCUUCAACACGACUUCAGCCGACCUUUCAACUUACCUGAGGAUGCCAGCUUGGGUACAUGGAAAAUAGAGGCCAACUAUGAAAAUACCCCACAGACAACCUUCAGUGCUGAAUUUGAAGUCCAGAGGGCUGAGUUGCCAGGCUUCGAAGUCAGAGUGGAACCUUCUAAGAAAUAUUUUUAUAUUAACGAGAAGGAGUUCAAAGUUUCCAUCAUUGCCAGGUUCCUCUGGGGGAAAGGAGUAAACGGUGUGGCCUUUGUCCACUAUGGAGUACAGAUGGAUAAUACAAAAAAUACUAUUGCAGGCUCGCUGAAAAAAAUUUUGAUAAAUGAUGGAAGAGGAGAAGCAAUCCUAACAACAGCUAUGAUGCAGAACAGAUUUCACAACCUUACUGAACUCAUUGGGCAUUUUCUCUACGUCUCUGCAACAGUGUCGACCGAAUCUGGACCCUACUUAAUAGUGACUGAAGAAGCUUCCUUCAACAUUGUGGCAAUUCCCUAUGAGAUUAACUUAACAAAAACAUCCCAGCACUUCAAGCCAGGGAUGCCCUAUGAUCUGAUGGUGUAUGUUUCCAACCCAGAUGGCUCUCCAGCUCCUAAAGUCUCUGUAGUGGCAGAGCUCCUAGAUACUACCGAAUGGCAGACUGCAGUUACCAACAGUGAUGGAGCUGCCCUACUGAUCCUAAACGUUCCUCAAGGCAAGAAAGAGAUAAGUAUUCGUGUAAAAACCAACGAUCAAAGCCUCCCAGCUGAAAAUCAAGCCAGCAAAACAAUAGUGACAACAGCCUAUGAAACCCAAGAGGGAUCUGGAAACUACCUUCACGUACAAGUUCUAAAUACUGGUGUCAAAGUUGGGGACAAUCUACAAGUCAAGUUCAUCAUAAACCCAAAUUUACAGACUGAGUAUUUUACCUAUCUAAUUUUGAAUAAAGGAAAGGUGUUAACUGCUCAGAGGCAGCCGAGGCCAAACGGACAGAAUGAGGUGACUCUGUUUCUGCACAUCACUCCCAAUUUCAUCCCUUCCUUCCGGAUUGUGACUUACUGCCUAAUAGGAAGCAAAGAGAUUGUGGCUGAUUCAGUCUGGGUGGAUGUGAAGGAUACCUGCAUAGGAACAUUGGUCCUGAAAGGAGAAUCUAGCAAAAAAGAAAACUACCUUCAGCCAUCCGCAGCAAUGAAAAUAAAACUGGAAGGAGAUGCAGGUUCUCGUGUUGGUGUUGUGAUCAUGGACAAAAGAGUCAAUGUGCACAGGAUUACCCAAAAGAAGAUAUGGGAAAGUGUGGAAGAGAAUGAUAUUGGAUGUACCCCUGGUGGUGGCAGGAACAACCUCGCCGUGUUUACAGAUGCUGGACUGGCCCUUGAGACCAACAUAAAGCUUUCCACAUUGAUAAGAUUAGAUCGAAGGUGUCCUCAGCAUACAAAACGCCAUCGCCGCUCUAUACAGCUCUAUAAAGCAAGCACAGUGGCCCAGGAUGAGGAUCAGGGUCAGGACUGGACCCUGCAAAAGUGCUGUGAAUAUGGCAUGCUCUGUCAUGACUGUGAAAAGCAAGUAGGAUUCAUGCCAGGUCAGAAUGCCUGCAAGAAUAUCUUCCUUGAAUGCUGCCGCUUCCACAAGAACAUCCAGAAUGUGAAGCAACGAGAUAAACGAUCAACAGAGGUUUUUAUGGAUGAGUUCAUGUUGAAUGAAGAUAUAAUCAUCAGGUCUCUAUUUCCAGAGAGCUGGUUGUGGCAAUCACUGCAGCUGUAUACAUAUCCUGAAGGGGGUUCUUCUGAAAUACGAUUGUUUCUGAAGGAUACCAUUACCACCUGGGAGACAGUUGCUGUGGGCAUUUCAAAGGAAACAGGAAUCUGUGUAUCUGAACCUUAUCCAAUAACAACAUGGAAAAAUUUCUUCAUCGAUCUACAGCUGCCCAAUUCAGUAGUGAGGAAUGAACAGACUGAAAUUCAGGCCAUUCUCUACAACUAUCAGGAAAAGGACAUCACGGUGAGAGUUCAUUGGCUGUAUAAGGACAAUUUCUGCAGUGCCUCCACUGCCAAAGCAAGCUAUCAGCAAGUGGUCAUUGUUAAAUCCCAGUCCUUCAUAGUACUGCCAUUUGUCAUAGUCCCCCUGAACUUGGGGGAGCAGAACGUGGAGGUUACGGCAGCCAUCUGGAACGAGUUUCUGGGUGAUGGUGUACAAAAGAGAUUUACAGUUGUGCCAGAAGGGAUGCCCCAGGAGAUUGUAAAAAUUGUUGACUUGCAUCCAGCUCAGAGUAGAAAUGGAGUGCAGGUAAUAAGGAUCCCUGCCUAUGAAUUAACAGAUAUUGUACCUUUGUCUCCAUUAGUGACCAGAAUUACCCUUGCACGAAAUCCCCGUGCUGAAUUUAUUGAAACUUAUAUAAAUAUGGACAAAGUGCAUGGAUUCUUCAUAACCCCUGAUGGUGAUGAAGAGACGAACAUAAUUGCCAUGACACCACUAACUAGUGUUACCCACUAUUUCGACAAUACUGGGCAAUGGGACAAGAUUGGAACUGAUGAUAGGUCUGAUGCGAUCCAGAAAAUCAUGCACGGCUACAGACUGCAGCUGAGUUUCAUGCAAGUGGACUACUCCUAUUAUCCCCAUAGGGGCACCAAAUCUAGCACUUGGCUAACUGCAUUCAUUGCAAAAGUCUUUACCAUGGCUUUCAAAGUGGUGGUUAUUAAUAAUAGCCCAGUCAUUUGUGGAGCUAUACAGUGGCUAAUUCAGGAGAGGCAAAAACCAGAAGGAAUUUUCCAUGAAGAAGCACCUCCACAUUUUCCAGCAAUCAUGGGAGGCCUUGAACAUGGUGAACCAAGUGUAUUGUUAACAGCUUUUGUCCUGAUUUCAAUAGUGGAGUCCAAAGAAAUAUGCAUUGAAGGAUUUAGCGGUUUGGAGAACAGUAUCACCAAAGCCAAAAACUAUUUAUCUGAAAGAUAUGAAUCACUGACACAACCUUAUACUGUGGCUGUUGUUUCCUAUGCUUUAGCCCUGGCAGGGGGGCUGACUGAUGAGACAGUACUCAUGACAGCUUCCACAGAAAGAAGUCAUUGGGAAGAUCAGAACAAUCAUAAUGUUACUGUUGAAGGUACAUCCUACGCUCUGCUAGCCUUGCUGAGAAUGAAGAAAUUUGAGUAUAUUGAGGCAGUUAUCAUGUGGCUGAUGUGGCAAAACUAUAUUGGGAACAUAUAUGAAAAUACCCAGUCAACCACCAUGAUUCUGCAAGCUUUUACCCAGUACCAUCUGGACAUGACAGCCUCUCAGGACCAGAAUAUGUUUGUUUCUGUUUUUCUGCCACACAGAACUCCAGUGAGGUACAAAUUUGAUGAGAAUAUGAUCAUUUCUAGGUCAUUAGAGACCCAUUUUAAUGAAGAUUUUACUGUGGAAGCAUCAGGAAAAGGACAUGUGACUUUGACCAUCACAAUGAAAUAUCAUAAAAAGGUGCAGAAUGAGAAAGCUCAGUGCAAGAAUUUUAAUUUGCAGGUUUCUGUGGAAGAAAUCAAGCUGGGGAAAGAGGAACCAGAUAAAGCACUUCCAAGAGCAAUCAAUAUUAAAAUCUGUGCCAGGUACCUUGGUGUUACUGGUGCAGAAAAUACUAUCAUUGAUAUUUCUAUGCUCUCCGGGUUUCAACCUGACAUUGAAGAGCUUAAGAAACUUUAUGAAGAAGUCAUCAGCAAUGUGGUGUUUGGAAAAGGGAAACUUCUCAUCUACUUAAACCUGGUCUCUCACAUAACAGAUACAUGUUUGCAACUCAGAGCUGUUGGUCCUAAAUUGGCAGACAAUUUCAUUCAGCCAGGAUCAGUCAAGAUCUAUACCUAUGAUGCUCCAGAUCACUACUGUAUCAUGUUCUACCACACAUCUUAUGCAGAUGGCCUCCUCAAUAAAGUAUGCCACAAUAGUGUUUGCCAGUGCAUGGAAGAAAACUGUGAUUUGCAGAAUGUGGAGAAGAGAUCUAUUAGCAUACGGGAACGAAUUGUUAGAGCCUGUAGCCUUGAAGUGGGAUAUGGCAUGGAAGGUGAAAGUAACAGGAGACAGGAGGCAGCUGCCUGAUGCACCAAGCAAAGGCAUUGGGAGAGCUCUCUCCUGCUUCAUCCUGCAUCCCUUCUCCAUGCCCAUGCCCAGCCAGGUGAGAUGUUUAGUGUUACUGCAAAGCUUCCUUGCCCUGUUAGUCAGACAAUGUGCCUCAACAUGCCCCAACUCAUGUUAAGAGGACCAUGCACAUUAAACCACCCAUAUGAAGUCCAGCUUCUCAACAGGAGUCUUUGCAAAAAAGAGAAAACUAGCCCAGAGGAGAUAGAACCUUCAGGAUUCUGUCCCAGCUUUUCCAUCUCUAAGCCAUAUAAUAUCCUUCUGAAGUCAAUGAUUUCAGCUUUUAUUUCCUCAAAAUUUGUUCUUUCUAUUCCCGUGUACUUUUCUUCCAGAUCUUCUGCUGCUCUUUGCCUGGUAGUCUACAUACUCCAGCAGCUGCUAUUCUUUAUCUCCCUAACUCUCAACUGAUGGAGGCAUCAAUUGACUCAGCUAUUUUUAAUUGCCUUCAGUACAACCGUUAUACAGGUCCUAAGUCCAUUAACAGACCAGUGUCCAUAGAACACUGGUUUUCUGGAACAUUGAAAGUGGUAGAUUUGCUCAUCAAUUGUAUCUCAGAAAGUACAAGACAUUUCAAUCAAGAGAAAUUGUAGCCCACCUAGAGGUUGUAUUCAGUCCUUGGAUCAAUUUUCUUUCAGUUGAUUGACACAUUUGAACACAAUACUAUAUUCUUAUUGUCAGCUGAAGUUGUCAUAAAUUUUAUGUAAACCAAACAAAACUGAGUGUAAGAGGAACUUAUUCCUACAAAAGUGGGGAGCAGAUUGUUCUGAAAGUCUUACAACUUGCUGAGCA